Radiomyces spectabilis is the source of this 1638-nucleotide messenger RNA. Its product is annotated as Rft protein-domain-containing protein. Lineage: Eukaryota; Fungi; Mucoromycota; Mucoromycetes; Mucorales; Radiomycetaceae. The transcript has 3 exons. The record is from RefSeq and is a predicted model, not a curated record. Gene Ontology annotation, biological process: glycolipid translocation; dolichol-linked oligosaccharide biosynthetic process. Gene Ontology annotation, cellular component: endoplasmic reticulum membrane. The coding region runs from base 1 to 1638 and encodes 545 amino acids.
AUGCCUCCAAAACAUCCUACACCACAUGCUGACCAAGCGCCUACCGAUGAGAAGGAUUCAUUGCUAUUCUCGUCAGCCAAAGGAGCCUAUUACUUAGUGCUUCUUCAGUUGGCAUCGCGCAUGUUAACAUUUACACUGCAUCAAGUAGUCUUAAGGUACACCACAGCCGAGACGCUGGGCAUUGCCUCUGUCAAGUUGGAGUUGUUGCUUUCAACUAUCCUGUUCAUUUCGAGAGAAGGAUUUCGAUGUGCUCUUUUGCGCGGUGACAAUGAGGAUUCGACAUUGGAGAAAGAGAAAUACGAAAAACACGCUUCUUCCGGCGAGCAAAAAAUUACGAACCUUGCCUAUAUUCCGACCGCCAUCGGAUUGGUGACGACCUUUGUCGCUUGCACUUAUUAUUUGAACCAAAUCGAUGAUGUGACAGCCGCCAAGUAUCCUUAUUAUCGUACUUCAGUCGUUCUUUUCGGUAUCGCUGCUUUUGCUGAAUUGCUCGUCGAACCCUUAUUCGUGCUUGCUUUGAAUCGUCUCUAUUUCCGACUACGUGUGUCCGUCGAAGGCGUGGCUGUUUUGCUAAGAUGCUUCAUCACUUUCGGAUUGACGCUACUAGGCGUUCAAAACCAAUCAUCGCAGGCCAAUGCUUACGGGGUACUUGCGUUUGCUGUAGCCCAACUCGCCUUUGGGUUGACCAUGGCUAUUGGUUACGUCGGAUUUUUCUUUGUACAAGUAAAACAACAACGGAUCGACAAACACAUUUUAUUCCCUCGCAAGCUGGUGGCCGCUGAUAAAACUUAUUGGUUCGAUGCGAAAUUACUUAGUUUGGCAAUGACUUUGACCAAGCAAUCGUUGUUGAAACAUGUGCUGACGGAAGGAGAUAAAAUGCUUAUUUCGGUGCUCAGCUCGGAUGAGGAUCAGGGAAUCUAUGCGUUUGUCGUCAAUUAUGGUUCUCUUAUUGUUCGAAUCUUAUUUCAGCCACUGGAAGAAACCGGACGUACAUUCUUUUCCAAGCUCCUGGGGGAAAAGACGAAACAAAACGAGGCGGAUGUGGCUACGGCUGCCGAUGUCUUGUUGGUGACUCUCAAGUUCCACGUCAUGCUUGGUUUGCUGUUCACUUGCUUUGCGACCAACUACACUGCCACGCUGAUCGAUCUUCUCGUCGGUAAAGCAUGGUCGGUAGAUCGAAAUGCGCCUGCUGUUCUCGCAACGUACUGUAUGUAUGUCCCGGUGAUGGGAGUCAACGGUAUUACGGAAGCGUUUGUUCAGGCAGUGGCGUCGCGACAGGAUUUGACCAGGCUAAGCUAUUACAUGAUCGGCUUUUCGGCAUGUUUUAUGGUAUCUGGAAUUGUUUUUAUGCAUGUGCUUCAGUUGGGUGCGAUUGGCUUGGUGUUUGCCAAUAUGGUCAAUCUUGGCGUGCGGAUUGCUUACAGCUGGCAUUAUAUUGUUACCUAUUUUUACCAAAAUGGAAUACGGUUGCAUUUGCGUCAAUGGCUUCCAAGUCGUACCACAGUACUUGGUUUCAUCAUCUCGUGGGCCGUAACUCGUUGGUCCGAAUCUAACAUUGGCUGGUAUACCCUGCAUCAAAAGAUCCUCCACAUCGGUGUAGGUGCUCUUUGUUUCGGUUUGACGGCGCUACUCAGGUAA